UGCCAAUAUUCAGCCUAUGACGAGCACCUUGUUGCCAACCUCUCUGAUUUCGGCACGUGCAUCCCCACCGCCCAGCCUCACCGCAUCGUGUCCUGCCAGUUCAUCCUCGAUCCAUUCCCAGCAAUUUCUCCGAUCGGACAGGUAAAAUUCCAGAGCUCUCAUCUUCAAUCUCAUCGGCAUUCAUCGUACAUUCACUUUUAUCAUCACUUUCUUCAGCUAGAUACCCCGCAUUCCUCAUCGCCGACCUCGAAUUCAGCCCACGAUCUGAUUCUCGACUCCAUUGUGCCAUCUCAACCCGAUCCAAGGCGCUAGAUCGUUAGUGGCCGAUUGUCUGGAGCAACCAACCCACUGAGCCCGCUCACCACAGCAGAUCCACGGUUCAGCUCUCUUGUUUACCGCCGCCAAAACAUACUCACCUCCAGCCAGCCCAGCCCAGCCUUGUCGCCCUCUUCCUUUCUCAUCCACUUUCCUUUCCUUCCCCCAUCUUGCCCUCUGUACUUUUAUCAAUUUGUUCUGUUUUCUUACUGUUUGACUCUGGUUCCUUCUAGGCCAAUUCAAAUCCACAUGAUUGCCUGAGUCGCCAGAGCGCGAAUAGCUCUUUGCCCAUCAUGUUCAAGGCCCUCAUGGGCGGCGGCCGCUCCUCCUCCGACGCCCGCAGCAGCUCAGGCUCCAAGAGCGGCCGUCGCAAAACCGGCUCUAGGUCCUCUGCUUCCUCGACAGUAAGUCGCAAGUCCUCACGGGGUGACGACCGUGAUCGUGGCUUGGGCGAUCUGUCUGCCUACCCUUCCUCCUCGGGCAGUCGAAGCAGGCGCUACGCCGAGAGCGCCGCGGACGAGUCGGUCGCUUCGAGCUAUGCGACUGCGCAACCAAAUUACUCGGACGAUCGCGUCGCUAUCGAGCGGACGUCGAAGCGCCGAGACACAGAUUACGACGAGCGAGAUGAGCGCUAUCGGGAUGACCGGGACAGAGAACGGAAGAGUGAGAGCAGGCGCGAUCGCGACCGCGAUCACGAGCGUGCUAGGCCGGAAAGAGAAGACUCGAGGGAUCGUGACAGUCGUCGUCGGGAGCAAGAGCGGGCACACUCUGGGGAUUCAUAUUUGCCACCGCUGGCGACGGGUGCGUUGCCUAUGACCAGUGCGCCGUACGGGGUUCCCAUACCGGCAACGCAAGAUCCAUCGCACUCUCCGUUCCCUAGUACUUCUACUCCCGGACAGAUAGAUGCUCCUUCACCCUCCAUCUAUGACCCACAUGUUCAGCAGCAGUUUCCUGGACAGUUCCAAAACUCUACCGAGCCUUACCGGCCGCCGAAUCCUGCCGGCGAGGCAGCCGACUACUAUGGCGACCAGGGACAGUCUGUCGCAGAGCAACCGGGUGUCCGACCGAAACCGCCGCUGGUCAUCCCCAAUAGCCAAGCACACCUCAUGACGGCCUCCCCGUCCGCAAACCCGCCGCCAGAGCCUAGCAGUGUAGGAAGCGUUGGCGCGGCAGCAGCGUACUAUACGGGCGAGACGGGUGUCGAUGCUCAACACUCUGAGCAACCCAUUUCCGGGUCUGGGUCCCGGCCGCCAAAACCUUCCAAGCCGUCGCAUUCUUCUGCCCAAGCUGGCGUCUUGGGAGCGACAGCUGGAGCGGCAGCUGCAACAUACGGUCUAGGACACUAUUCCACCGAACAAGUACUCACGGAGUCUCCCUCCACUUAUGGCAUUCCUGUUCCGACAAGCGCCAACAUACCCCCUCACUCGCAGUCUUACUCGCAGCCUCAGUGGCAAGCUCAACCACAGCCUCAUUCACAAUCUCACUCUCAUGGUGUCGGUGCUGCUGUUGGUGCUGCCGCGGCCGGUGCUGCAGCUGGCUACAUGCUAAGCCAUCAUAAUCACCAUUCAUCGUCAAGCUCCGAUCACGUCUCCCAAUACACGAUGCAGAAUCCCGACGACAUCUCUCAGAUCGGACCAGGUUUUUCCGGGCCAUCUGCAAAUCCGGCGCUAUAUGCCGCAGGAAUUGCAGGCGCUGCAGGUCUUCCAUACGCCGCCAGUCCUCUACAUCCUCAUCACGCUGCUGUCCAUCAUGGAUCUCCUUUCCAGUUUGGUGGUAUGGCUUUUCACCAACGCCAGCGUGGCCCUCUUGACAAAUUUGUUGACUUCUGGCGGGACCCUGAGGGUGUCGGGAAGUUCGAAGAUUACACUGAAGCCAUCGGUGUUUGCAAAUACUGCUUUGAACCAGGCACAACCUCAAAAGAUGCGCCACGACCUCAUCACUACAGGCGGCGCCGGUCGUCGGAUCGCGUCAGCGCUGGCUCUCGCGUCGAAAAGUUGAGUCGCUAUGCCUCUUCAGAAGACGAGGGUCGCCGGCGCAAGUCUUCAAAAUCGUCAUGGCUACCUGCAAUCCUUGGAGGAUAUGCUGUUAAGUCGCUUUUUGAUAGCAAGGAUUUUGAUGACUCAUAUAGUGUCAAAUCAGGCCGUGUCGUGGGCGCAUACCCGGACAGUGAGAGUACCUCCACUGUUUCAGACAAACGGAGCAAGACAUCGCGUGGUGUUUACAAGCGAUCGAACCGAAGUCGCUCGCCGGAACGUGUCGGUCGAGUAGAUUAUCCCGAACAGCGAGCUCCGGAACAUGAGGGGUCCCGAAUUUCCGUUCGCCCUCGCUCCCGGUCCCGGUCCCGAUCGUCAUCGAGGUCCAACCGACACACUCUUCGCGAUGCGGCAAUCGGCGCUGCGAUAGGCACCGCAGCUGUGUCCGCGGUCAAGUCCCACCAUCGCAGCCGGAGUCACAGUCGCAGCCGCAGUCGGUCCCCACGCAGAUCAAGGCGCAGAAAGUCCUCUUCUUCGGAAUCAUCUUUUGUUGAUAUUUCGAAGAAUGCUAAGAAGUCCGCCAGCGGCUUCGGCUCUUUUUUCACCGCUUCCUCUGCCAACAAGAAGCGACGGAGUAAAAGGAGCCGCAGCAUCUUUUCCUUCACCAAUUCAUCGUCUUCGUCUCUUGAUAACGAUCUCGCUUUCGGAAGCGGGUUCGCCAAGAAACUUAAAGGUAAGUCCAAGAGACGGAGUUCGAAGGAAAAGAAGGAGAAGAAUGUAGACGCGAAAUUGCUGGCGCUGGGCGCAACAGCUACGGCGUUAGCUGCUUCUUCUCCUGGUCGAAGCCGUCGGACGGGCGAGAUCCUCGUCGGUAAUGGGUCCCGCUCAGGUCGAUCGGAUUACACCUCGUCUGCUAGCAACGAUGACGGCUGGGAAGAUAUGGACUCGGACGGCCAGGCGUCCAGCGUCAGCUCUGGUCUUGCAUUCGGCGCAAGUGGCCACUUUGCUCGUGAAGAAUCGCAUUCGUCAGACUCGUCGAGUUCCGGAUGGGGGUGGGGCUGGGGAACCAAGAGUAAAAAGAAGAAGUCCAAGAGGCGAUCCAGCUCUGAGAACCGAUUCCCAACUGGUGUUGCUCUAGCUGCUGCAGGCACUGCAGGAGCGCUCGGCACGGCCGCGCUUGCCUCUGGGUACCAUCGUGACAACAAAGAACCCGGCCAAGCUCCGAGCAGCAGCACAGGAAGCCUUCAACAUGUUGCCCCAAUGCCCACUUCCGACCCAUCUCGCUUCGAAGCUGUUCCAGUUUCGUCUUUCCCUCCGGCACAGCCACAGUUGAUUCGACCUGGCCCCAUUCCUCUUCAACAACCUCAGCCGGUAACUCCCGUCUCUCAAGCUGUCUACACUUCCCAGGGAGCGCCCAUCGCGCCAUUCAACCCACCAAUCAUCCCCGUAAUGGAGAGUCCAUUCCCGUCCUAUGAAGCUCAAUCGCGCGAUGCUGCCACAGCCGUGUCUGAGCCCCAAUGGAGGCCGCCACCAGUUUUUUAUCCGGCGCCCGUCAAUGAAAUUCCGCCAGCGGGGCGCCGCCAUAACCGCAGCGACUCUACUCCUGUACUCCACACUGAGCCUUUGGAGACUGCGUCUGGAUUUACCUUGAAACGCACCUCCACCGCUAAAGACCAACCCUCUGUGCAGUUCGAUUUGACGCAGGAACAAGAGGACAAGGAGCGCCGUGCGGAACGUCUGGAGCAGCUCAAGCGCGACCUCGACCGUGAUUUGGAGCGCCAGAACCGGAUACAACUGAUCGAUCGAGAAGACCCCGUGCAACCCCGCGAUGGUGGAUAUCCUGCGGAGCUACACAAAGACCGGGAGCCCGAGCGAGAGCUCGAUCGCGAGUGGGAACGCGAACGAGAACGUGAAAGAGAACGAGAACGGGAGCGCGAGCGCGAGCGGGAAAAGCGUCUUUCCAAAGAAGAUGACUUGGAACGACUGAAGGACUCGUCGUCUUGGGCUGGCCCAGUUACUGCUGCUGCGAUAGGCGCUGUUGUGGCCUCGACUGUUGUCUCUGGCAAGUCCUCCCAUGAUGAUGCUUCCGAGACAAGUGAGAGCCGGCGUGAACGUCGACGAGCAGAGAGACGCCGCGCAACAGAUCCCACGUCCGUAUCGUCAGUCCCUCCUCCCUUGGUCUCCUCACAGUCGGACUUUACGGUGCGGCCCAAGGCAAGAGAUGUGAUUGAAGAACGUUCGAGCUCAGCUAGCCCUCCACACCACUACAAGACAUCUGCCUUCCGCGGUGUUGGUCGCAAGAAGUCUGUGUACGAUGACUACGCCACGUUCUUCUAUCCAGAGGAGUUGCGCCACAGUCCCGACUCGCACACUCGGAAGGAAUCCCCUGUAAUGCCUACAAUUAUCGAGAUCGAGCCUGCUAGCGAGAGCAAGCGCGAAACCAAGAUCGAGCAAUUCGAUGACCCACCUAUCGACUUCAAAGGCUUGGAUAGGUUGCCGUGGCCUGUACCCGAGUUGAGGGUUAUCGAGCCAACACCUCCUCACAGUACAAGUGGCUCGGUUAGAGAUGCUUUUUCGCCAAUUAUCACACCAUCAGAGCCGCCUGUGGUGGAAGAGAAGGAGCCUGAACGGCCAACUGGUUCUCGCGUUUCAUGGGGUGAGCACCAGACGCACGAAUACGAAGUCCCAUCUACAUCCUCUGAACGCAGCUCUCUUGAUUUGGAUGAAGGACGACGCCACUCCGUUGGCGAAGAGCCUCGCGAUACGCCUAUCGGCUAUACAUACAUUGCACCCUCUGCCCAUGAAACCGAAGACAUGACAGAGGAAAUUGAGUUCGCCGCGACCGUGGCGGCUGCAGCACAGGCUGCAGGAUUUGAUCCCUCACUUAUCACCGAAGAUCCUAUCUUCCGUACGCGCACUUCGCCUCCUGGAUCUGAUACCCGGGAGCGGUCCAUUUCUCCCUCGACAAGGGCGCCGCCUCCUCCUGCGCAGUUUCAUGGGUUCGUGGAAGGUGAAGUUGAGACACCCCAGACUCCAAAGGAUCAACUUUUCAGAGAUGGGCCAAUCUUUACCGAUCCCGAACCCGCCGUCCCUGAAAUCAUGGUAGAGAAGAGCCGAGACGUUGAAACCUGGGCGCCUGUCGUGGACCCUGCGACAAAACCAGUUUGGAGUGAAGCAGGCACAGUGAUCAGAGAUGUUCCGACAGAAGUUACCGACCCACAGGACAUCCAGGACAAGCCGACCACCGAAAGUCCACGAAAGGAUUCUGAAUCGCCUGAGGAAGAGUUCUUCAUGCCCGGCGGGUUUGACUCUGAGGAAGCACCGAAGAAGAUCAAGCGACGCAGCACUUCGCCUGCUGCAGAAUACGUUACCAAGUCAACUGUUUCGUAUUCGGCUGCCGAGGAACCUCAUCCCCUCCAACGGUCAGCGACUGACCCAAUUGAUUACGACAUCGAUGACGCCCCUGAGUCGACCGUUGGGGACGGGGAUGGAAGCGAGGGAAAGAAGAAGAAACGACGCAAGAGGCGCUCGAAGCGUGACAGUGGUGACUUCGACGACAAUGCCUCCGUGGCAUCGUCUGUUCUCACUGAAAGCGGCGAGAAGCGCAAGAGCACGGAAGAUAAGGGGAAGAAGUCUGGUGGUUUCCUAAGCAGCAUUUUCGGGUCUAGAGUGUCCGAGCCAGUAGAAAGCAAGAGGUCCCCUGAAAAGCUUGUAUCUCGCGAGGUUCAAUCUGAGAUCGGAACUCGCAGCUCCGAAGAGUCUUCGCGCCGCCGGCGGCAUCGCAGCUCUAGUCGGGGAGACUCCUUGGACGGUAGGCGCCACCAUGACGAUGACGGCUUGGACCGUGAAGACAGCUUGGCGGACAAGGAGAACAUCAACGUUGAGAGUUACAAGUCUAGCAGGCAACGCAGGGAAGAGCGAAGGAGGCAACGAUACGGCGACAUGGGUGGGCUGGGAGAAACGGCGGAGUUUGACAAGGAACCAAGAACCUCCCAAGAAAACGAUCGAGACCAGUCUUUUUUAGUCGAGCGCCCCGAAAUGCCAGCAACGGACGACGCAGGUGAUUAUGAUGGUGCUUCGGGGCCAUCCUCUUCGAUGGAUGUAGAGAGAAUGGACUUGUGGCUGGGCUCUAUCCCACGACGGCCUAGGAGCCACUCGACAUCGCCGCCGUCUUCGCAAAAGAUUGUCACCGACUCAGCUCCGAGAUCCAUCUCCCCUGGUCCAACAUGGGAGCGCGGCGAGGAUGGUAUGUCCCGGCCUCGACGCCCAUCAGACCUGCGCUUCGUUGACUCACCUACCGCGGUACCACUGCAUUUCCGUCCACCACCUACUUCACCAAGGCUCCAGCGAUCGCCAUCUAUCACCUCGCCUACGGCAGUUUCUCCUAGCUCCCCUAGCCAGGGACGUCGAAGCCGACCAAACUCGUCCGAGUUCAAGAACUCUCGUGAGAUUCGACCCCUCUUCCUCGUGGAGCGGCACGGGGCCAGCAAGAUUGACAACCAGCUAGACGAGCUGCUGCCUUCCCUGCCGUCAAGCAAAAGCGCCUCCUCUGAAGACCUUACUGCUCUUCCCGAUGAGCACGCCUGGGAGUCUCAGGAGUACAGCCGUGGCUUUUACGAUGCCCACCAGCCUCAGGAAUAUCAUGGCCAGGAGGGGUUAGGUUCCCAGCACACUACACCUACCCGGGCAGCCUUCAAUCUUCCCCGCCAUCUUUCUCGGAAGGACGAGCUGGGCUACGAAUUUCACUCACCUUCCGAACUGUUGCAGGACCUCAGCUCUUUCCCUGAUCUGCCACCUUCGCCGGGGAUCCUGCCUUCCGUUGAGGGAUCAACGCUCUGGGUCAAGGAGGAUGACCGCUUGGAACGCGACCUAGAGAGUCUACCUCCGCUCCCUGUGUCUCGGCCGUCGACACCAGAAGACAAGUAUAUCCCUGAAGUCGAGCAAACCACACCGACACAAGCCAAGGAACUCCCAACAACCGAUAUUCCUGGUCUCCAUGAGGGUCCAGGAUUCGCAGGUGUCGUUGACGCUGCAGUUGCCGCAGCCGUCGCCUCAUAUCCCCUCCAACCCUCGGACAGUGAGGCCCCGUACCCUGACCGAGACACCCUGGCAAAAUCCCAAUUCCACGACGCCGAAGACGAAGACGCCGUCCGAACAGUCACCGGCAACGAUGCCCCAGUACUAGCCGAUUUCUCGCCUUCCCGAACUCCGACCGGCAACAAUGACCGCUCGGGACCUUUCGAUUUCGGCGCCGUCGUUGAUGCCGCUCUAGCCGCCAAGGGCGUCACGGGCACGGGCACCGAUGACGAGCGCGCUCCAUCUGUCACCUACACGACGGAAGAUGAGUUCUUCGAUGCCACAGGCUCACCUGCUGUGACGAUUAGCCGCGAUGAGUUCGAGUUUGUCAAUGCUGAAGAAGCAAGAGGCUACGAAGGUGGCCCUGGGGCGGAGACUCCGACGACUGUGACUGGGGAUGUCUUCGAAGAUGUACUUGAGUCCAGACGCGCUUCAGAGGUGGAACCCACGCCGGAACAAGAGCGAGCGCUACAUUUUGAACCGGAGGUCAAGGCUGUCAAGGCAGAGGAGCCGCCGGUAGCAGAGCCGGAAACCGUUGUGGCGCCUGUAGAGAUUGUUCCCGAAGUGGCAGACAAGCCGACCGAGGAACUCUCUACACCAAUUGAGGCGGCGCUCGAAGCACCAGUCGAGAGACCGACCGAAGCAUCAGUUGAAACCCCAAUCGAACCUGCAGUUGAGGUACCAGUUGAAGAACCUGUCGAAGUGCCAGCCGAGGAACCUAGCGAACCUUCAUCGUCUUCGAAGAAGAAGAAUAAGAAAAAGAAGAAGAAGGGCAAGAGCGUUGAUCUAGGUGACCAGGGCGAGGAGAAGUCACUUGAGACACCGGCAGCUGAGGCCGCACCUGAGCCUGAGGUUCAGCCCGAGUUUCCCACUGUUGUUUUGGAUGGCGAGGUGAAGAAGGAUGAGGAAGUUCUUAUUCCUUCUGAGCCCGAAGCUCAGCCUGAAAUCGUUCCUGAGGUUAUGACUGAGACCGUUGCCCCCAUCAAAGAGCCUAGUUUUGCUGAACGCGAUGUUACGACUGAGGAUGGCCAACUUCCCCGUGAGAUCCAAUCGGACGCCACCGAGCUUGAGAAGGCCGGUGAACCCCUUUCACUCGAGGAGGCUGCACCCCCACAAGAUACUCCUCCAUCGGUCGAAAACAAGCGCGCCGAGGACGUCUACGCCUCUCCACUCGCCGAAUCCUCAACACCUGACGAGGCGCUGCGAUCCCAGGUCCCGGAGGUCCCGGCGACAGAAGAGCUUCCUGCAGCACAGGAUACCCUGAUUCGUCCGGAAGAAGAGACAACCGUUCCCGCUGCAGAGACACUUGGUGAGGGGAUUAAAGAAGCGCCCGCCGAGCCACUUACACCAGCAGAUAUUGAACCAAUCCAACUUCAAGAGCCUGAAGAACCCGCCUCGGAUGCUGGCCUCUCCAAGAAAGCUAAGAAAAAGAAGAAGAAGAAGGCUGCCGCUGCUACCGCCGCGGCGGCUGCCGUAGCUUUGAAGGAGUCUCUUGACAAGCAGGAGCCUGCUGAAGACCCUACUCAGGCUGAGGAUGUUACGGGGUCUGAAGAGAAAGGACCUGUUGUGGCAGAUGAGGUUACUGUACCUACAGAGCCUACCGAAUCUACACCUGCUCCCGAAGACAAUACAGCGCCAGUUACAGAUCAGGACGCUUUGGUACCCGAGGAGGCAGUGCCUGCUAAGGAUGCCCGUCCCGAGGAAUCCUCAGAUCGCCAUGUCGAGCCCACGGAAGUGCUCGACGCAGACGCACCUAAAUCUACUGAAGAAAUCUCGAAGUCUCACGUCGAGCCCGUGCCCACCGCAGGAGACGUCUCUCUAGAUGUUCAAGACGCCCCUCAGCUAGAGAAGGAUAUGGAAAUCGCGGCUACCGAUGACAAGCAAAUCCCUGUUGACGAGAUUCGGCAUCUUGAAGAUCCAGCUGUGCCUACAGAAGAGCCAACGGUCGCGCGUGAGCUUACGGAGACAGCAGUCGAGGAGCCGAAGCUUGAGCCGGAGCUGAGAGAAGAGGUUGCCUCCCAGGAACAAGCAGCCGAGAAUGAGCCUCAGACCACCCCUCAAGGAUCGGCCGAUGCACUCCGUGUGCCUGGCGAGCCUGGCCAACAAGAACAAGACUUGUCUCUACCCACCGAGGUCACUACUCUUCCGGUGCGAGCGGAGGAGGUGACCGAGCAAAAGCCUGAAGAAGAGGUCUCCCAACGGGAAACAGAAGCCUUCGAACCUUCUCUCUCGCGCAAGGCUAGCAAAAAGAAGAAGAAAAACAAGCGCAAGAGUACUGCAGAGCCGGAACCAGAAGCCGAGACAAAACCACAGGCUCUGGAGCCUCAAGCUCAACCUGAGACGUUGGAAAACUUUGAGCUUGAGCCCGAAGCAAAACCUGUUUCAGUUGAGGAUGCGCCCAAGUCGAAACAGGCAGAGGAAGUCUCUGAUGUUACGGAAAUUCCUGCUGAAGAGAAACCUGGAGAGGUUGCACCUGAAUCUGUUGUCGUUGUCGCUUCUGAUGAUGCGGAGCCUACCUUGGUCGAAGAGGAUUCUAAGGCUGGGGACCUAGAAGAGACUCCCGUCGAGCCAGUUGCCCAAGAACCUGCUCUUGAAGUCGCAGAUGAGGUUCAGGCUGCAGAUGAACCUGCCAAGGUAGAAGAGACACCAGAAGAGAGCGCGGAAGGACAACCCAAGAAAAAGAGCAAGAAAAAGAAGAACCGCAAGUCUACCCUAGUGUCUGAACCUGAACACGAAUCACAGCCUGAGCGUGAGCCCGAAACGAAGCCUGAGGAACCGGUUUCUACCACUGAAGAGGCUGUAGCCCCGCCCGAAACAAGCGGUCAAGCACCCCAACCACAGCCCCUCGAUGACAGCGAACAGCAACUCCAAGAACAGCAGGAAGACGCAGGUACCGCAGACACUCAGGCUAUCUCUGCACCCCUCGAAAAACUGGACGACGAACCAAAAUCUGUGGAGAACGCCGAGACCAAUGAUAGCGAACCACAUGUGCCCGAGCAACCAACAGUCGAGCCUGAAGCGGGGGAACCGUCUUCCUUGACAGGGAAGAAGAGCAAGAAAAAGAAGAAUAAGAAGCAAAGCGUUUCCGUGCCUGCUGAAGAAAGCUCAAUUCCCGACCUUGCUGCCGCCGCCGCGGAACUUGCGCCUCAACCAGAGACAUCUGCAGCAGACGAGCCCGCACCCGAUGCAGUCUCUGAACCGGUGACCGAGACACCUGUCGCGCUGGAAGAACAAUCAACUGCAGAGCCCAUUGUUCAAGAGCCGGCCGAAGAAAUGUCACGCGACAUUGACGUCCCUGCCGAGUCGAGCGAGGUUCCUAUCGCCGAACAGCCCGAACCAGCUGAAGCCGAGGUGGAACAGGAAUCGGCUCCUCCAAUGACUGCCGCUCAAAAGAAGAAGGCAAAGAAGGACAAGAAGAAGCGGCAAUCGUUAGCCGCCGAGGAACCUCAACCAGAAGCUGUGCCUUCUGUGCCCGUUGUCGAGAAGGAGUCGUCCGAUGUUCCCGCCGAGACUCCGAUUCAGGACGGCAAAGCUGCUAAGCCUGAGCCUGGGCAGGCGGACGUGGUUCCCGUAGCGGAACAGACUAAGGAGUUGGCCGCAGAGCAAAGCGAAACCGACGACAAGGUACCGGAAUCGUUAGAAUCGGUUGCAGGAGCAGUGACAGAGCAUAGCCCAGAGGAGGCUCAGGAAUCUGUUCCAGAACAAGCACAGGCAGAGGCCAAGGACGAGCUAGUUAUCACCAGUGAGGCAGAUACCACUAAGUCUCCAGAACUGCCUUCCAUUGCCGCGUCUGCUCCCGAAGAACCUACGACAGAGAGUCAGCCAACCUCAGAAGAGCAGAAGAUCCCUGGGCCAGAUAGCUCCGCCAUUACUGAAACUACGUUCCCAGAAGGCGAGGAAACGACAAGAGUUAUCUCCAUCCCUUCAGACGCUGUUGACCCUAAGGCAGACGACAGGUCCUCAGACGAACAACCCAGGGGCGAGCCCAUUUUAGAUGCUGAGCCUGUUGUAGAUCCUGCGAUCGUCGAACUCACCGAGGACAUCCAGGAUGAGAUGCCCGAGGAGCCACAAGCGAUUGCAGAAUCUGUUCCGGAGACGCCGACGGAAGAAACUCAGCCUAUAUCUUCUAAGAAAGACAAGAAGAAGAAAAAGAAGAAGCGCCAAUCGGUCUCCGCUGACGAGCCUGUACCUGAGGUUACGGCUACGCAAGAAGUUGAACCCUCCGAGAGUCCCGCCGAACAGCCUGCUUCUGAUACAGCGGUUGUGCCCGAUGAGCCGGUGGAGACUCAAGCAGAGCCUGCUGCAGAUAGUGUGGAGCCUUCGCAGGAGGCAGAGCAAGCUGCCGAGCCCGUUGUUACUCCUGAGGCUACUCCCGAAGGUGCGAGUGAAGAACAAGCCUCUGUCCCUCUAGAUGAGGAUAUCCGUGAGCCACCAACGGAACCCGAACCCGAACAGCCAGCCGUUGCUCAACAAGAUGCCGCUUCGAUCCCUGACGACCAAGAAACACCCAAGAACUCUAUCUCUGAAGAACCCGCCGCAGCGCCGGGGGCGAUCGAACCUCAACAACAGGAACAGGAACAGCCAGCAGAAGACCCUCAGACCACAUCCUCAAAAAAGAAGAACAAGAAGAAAAAGAAGAAGAGUCAAUCUUCCGCUAUAGAGGAGGAACCGCAUACUCCUACCGCUGAGGGACCUAUUUUAGCUGAACCAACUGAAUCCAUCACAGACUCGCCUGUCACCGCCGAACCAGAAGAGGUGGCUCCAGAGGAGUCUCCAGCUUCCGCUGUUGAAGAGUCCCAGCCGGCUGUUGCUGAAUCCGCGGACCCUGUUCCCGAAACCCCUGUUGCGGAGGAAAAGGAGCCCGAAGUUCCGGAUGCAGCACCUGCCGAGGAGGUUCAGACAGCGUCGUCAAAGAAGAAGGCGAAGAAAGAUAAGAAAAAGCGCAAGUCUGUUUCGUUUGCGGCUGAGGAACCUUCUCAGUCUGCACAACUAUCCGAAUCAACUGAGCCUGCUGAGACUACAGAAGCUCCGGUGUCUGAUGCGCCUGAAGAUCCUGCAGAGCAUCAGGAUCAGCCCACGGCGCCUUCUGAGCAGGCCGAGGAACAAAAGUCCGAAGAACCAGUCCUGACCGACGCACCAACACCUGAAGCAGAACAAAGGGAAUCAUCAAUGGAGCCCCAAACAACCACCGUGCAAGACGUCGCAACAGAUACCCCUUCAGACGAACAAUCCAAAGACGAACUUGAGGCUUCUGAGAUCACGGAGGAACCUGUCCCUUCUGCAGACCCUGAGCACAUGGACGCUGCGAAAGAUAUAAGUGAAGCCAAUAAUACCGAGGCUAAUUCAGAGCCUGAAGUAUCUGAGCCUUUCACUCCUGUGGAACCAGCCACCGAAGCCGCUGAGUCCGAAGCGGAAACUCCCAAGUCAAAAAAGUCCAAGAAAAAGAAGAAGCGCAAGACGCUCGAGCUGAAGGAGGAUGAGCCUACCGUCCCUCUAGAGGCUCCCGAGCCUGCCGAGUCUUCCGAGCGCAACUUACCAGACUUGACCGAGACGCCCACCGCCGAACCUGAUACCACACAAGUCGAGGAACCCGUUCCAGAAGCCGCCCCCGAACCAGCUUCAGAGCCCGUCGAAGAGCCUGCCCCAGAAGCUGAAAUGCAAGACGACGAACCGAAGUCCGCCAAAGCAAAGAAAAAGGCCAAGAAGGAGAAGAAGCGCCAAUCCAAGCUCCUAGCUGCCGAAAGCGAACCCUCGACACCGACCGAAGAGAAGCCUGAAGAGCCUGCUACGCCCACCGAGCCGACUGAGAUCGCAGCCGAAAAAGCGCCCCUUGAGACAACCGAAGAACAGGGCCCGGAUACCCAGAUCCCCACUGAGACGGCAAUCUCACCUGCUGAAGAUGACGAGCAGCAACAAACGGCUUCCACGGAGCCCGAGCGUGAGCGAGAAGGUGUCGAGGGGGCGGGGGUCGCCGAGCCGGUUGAGGAGACCAUUGUCCAGGUUCAGCCUGAAGUGGUAGAAGAAAUCCAACAGCCGUCAGCUGACGUAGAAGCGUCCGGCGACGUGGAUGGUGAAGACAAGAAGGAUGUUGAGAAUGAGAUGAUUCCAAGCGUGGAAGUAGCGGAAGCGAGAAACAAGCAGGUGGAGAACCUUGUUGCUUUGGAGACGGAGGUGCCAAUCGAGACCGAGACGGUGCCCGAGAAAGAUGUUCAACCCAUCGUCCCUGAAGUCGCAGACGCAGUCGAAGAGCCAAUUGCGACGGGGACAGUGGAAGAGCCGGCUUCACAACUCGAGCCUGAACCUGUUCUGGAAGCCGAACCCAGCGCACCAGCAGCCGAAGCCGAAAAGCCCGAGUCCGGGCUCCCGACAAGACAAUUGAGCAAGAAGCAGAAGAAGAAGCAGCGCCAGGCUCAGAAGGCUGCUGCUGAGGAGGAACAAGCAGCCACAGCGCUUCACGAUGACAGCGAAAAGCCUGCAGAGGCCAUUGCAGCAGAGGAGCAACCUGCUGGACCUGUGAUUCCCGAGGAGACUGAAGAUAAGGCUAUAGUCUCGGAAGUGUCCAUCGCGGACCAACAGGUGCCAGCUACUACUUCGGAAAACGACAAGAAAUCCGUUGAAGCUGCGGUGGAAGCUGCGACAGACGAAGCUCCAACCUUCGAUGUGGUUCAAGAGGGAGCUCCAGUACCUGAGACCUUGCAUGAACAGUUAACUGACGCGUCCCCUGAGGAGACUCAAGUACCUGCAGAGCCAUCUCCGAUCAUGGAGUCCAAGGAUAUCGCUGCCGACGUGGCUGAGCUUGCAGUGCCAUCCGGCUUUGACACUUCACCACAAGACCAGGCCAUGUUCCGGCCAACGGAGCUUGAACCCGUCGUCAUCGGGGAAGGCGAGAUAGACAAGGACAAGAACGAGGAAGUUGCCGUCGAAUCAACACAGGAGGACGAGCCAGUCGCUGUGCCAGAGCCCGUCCACAUUGCGCAAACUGUCACUCAGGAAGCACCUACAGCCUUGGAAAUGCCUGAGGAAGAUGUUCCGCCACCAAGCCAAGACGCGGAGGAGCCUUCUACAGGAUCAAGCAAAAAGAAAAAGAAGAAGAACAAGAAGAAGUCUGCAGCCCAAAUCGCUGAGGCUACCAAGGAGGCUCCGGUGACGGCUCCUGAAUCGGAUGUGCAAGCUGAGAUUGUCGAAGAGGCGCCGAAGGAUAAAGAACCAGAACCCGUCCCAGCCUUAUUCGAGGCCCCUGAGCUAGAAACACAGCCUGGAGUAGCUCGAGAGAUUGCGGCGGAACCCUUCGAACCUCAAGCAACUGAGUCGACCCCUGCGGAUAUUCACGAUGGACCGGAACAGCCAAUGAUUACCAGUGAGGUUGUGGAAGACGUCUCCCCAGCGCCUAUUUUGGAGACAAUUCCCGUCGACAUGAGUGGACAGGAAGACCAGUCAGAAACCACCAGGGAAAUUGAACAGAUUCCCCAGGCACAGGUCGCAGAGCCAGCUCUAGAAGCCGAAACGACCAAGGAAGAACAGCCAGUACUUCUGGCUGAGCCAGCCUUGGAGACACCACCCGAAGAGAAGACAGUCGAAGCUCCGACUCCUGUUGAAGAACCGACGCUUAGCCGGAAGCAAUCCAAGAAGCAGAAGAAGAAGGCUAAGAAGCAGGCUAAAGAGCAGCUAGAGGAGUCCUCUCCUCCUGUCGCGGCUGAGGCAGAGAAUGUGACUUAUGAUGCUGUUGCUGGUGCAGAUAUCAAGAUAGGAGAUAUUGCCGAGGCGAAAGAUGUGCCUGCUGUGGAGCAUUAUGUGUUCCCAGAAGUUAGGGAGAGCAAGGAGAAAGAUGGUAUGUCUGGCCCGGGUGAGGUGGAGCAAGGAUUGGGUCUACCUGAAGAAAAGUUUGUCCAGGAAAAGCUCCCUGAGGAGAAGGCCAUAGAGGAAGUGGUCGAGGCGCAGCAGAAUGAUGAGGCAAUUGAAGCUUUGCCUUUGGACGUCAAUUCAGAGAAAGAGCUAGACUUCCCACAGGAAAGCUCUGUGCAAGACAAGACCGAGAUUGCGGCAAAUUUGGACACUCUAAAGGAUGAUCAGGUUGAAGUACCAUCUGUUGCUCCACAAGAAACCGAAAAGGAGCCGGAGGUGCUAAGGGAAGAGCCUGUUGAGGAGAUAAAGGUGGACGAAAUGACCGAAAAGGAAGUGGAGAGACAUGUUCUCGAGGAGCGACCUACAGAACAGGAUAUGGACCCGGAAGUUGCUGAGCCUGUCACGGAGACGGAGUCGGUAGUAGUUGAGAGAGAGCUCCCAGCCGGCCCGGAGCCGGAGCCGGAACCCGAGUUUGCGCCUGUCUCAAGAAAGCUGUCGAAGAAGGAGAAAAGGAAGCUCAAGAAACAAGCUGAGACAGAAGUGGCAAAGGUUGAAGAUGAAAAGGAGGAAGCAGCUGCGGAACCUGUGGAACCAGCCAAGGAUAUCACUAUUCCACAGGCUGCAUGGAAGCCAGUUGAAGAGCAGGAAAAAGAGUUACCGCUGGAGACUAGUCGGGAGCGCUCAGCUCCAAGCGCCGAGCCAGAGAUUGAGAUGAAGGAGCAAGAGGUUGAAAUACCAGUGGAACCUGUCGAAGAUACCCCAAUUCAACCGGACCUCGAGGGAUCCAAGGGCAUUGAGCCGCCAACGGAGGAUGCGCCUCCCCUCUCAAGAAAGCUUUCCAAGAAAGAGAAGAAGAAGAAGCGCAAGGAGAGCAAGGUCGAGGAGCCUCUGGAAAGCGAGCCCAUUCCGGAACCCGCAGACCUGCCUGAGCAGACAGUUGACAAGUCCCUCGAGCCAGUCGAAGUGCAAGAGGCUCGUCAUGACGACGACGCAUGGCCUCCGAUAGACUGGGCAAAAGAAAUCCCCGAAUUCAAGGAGUCCGCCAUCCCAGAGGCUCUGAUGGAGCGCCCUGGCGAGACGCCACAGGAGGCAGCCAAAGAAAGCAGAGCUCAGCCAAUGACUGGGACAAUUGAGCGCGACGUGACAACAAGGGAUUUCCACACAAAGUCCAGCGAGUCGGCGCUGCAAACUCUCCAUGACGUGGAGAGUUCCUCUGAAAAAGCAGAAUCCAAGCCAAGCAAGAUUGCCAACAUCUUCCCAAAUCUUGAGCGAGGGUUCUUUCGCCGACCGAGCCCGACACAGUCGGUAAAAGAUGGGGCUGAGGAAGAGACCAUGGAUGAGGCGAUUCGCGACAGCGCGAUCCAGGUCUUGGAAGCUCCCAUCGCCCGAGAGGUAGAGAUGCCAGUUGAUCUCAGAGACAGUGGGUAUAUCCCUAGUCCUGCCCUUGCUCAGGACGAUGUCUUCGGCAUUUCUACGACAAGAGAUCUACCGUCUACAAAGAUUGAGAUGCCCGUGCAACCGACAUUGGUUCCCGAGCGAGGAUCUCGGUCGAUUGAGGGUACACAAGAGUCAGCGAGUCCCUGUGAUCUUCGCCGUAGCCCGUCAAUUCACGGACGGCACGAACAACAAGGACUGCCUUGGUCUCUCGAGGAGACUACAGAAGCUGGGUCGAAGCGAGACCUCUCGCCCCCAAGGCCUCUCCAUCUCGUCACAGAGCAAGAACCUGAGCGAUCCGUGGUUCGAGACGGGACGCCCCGGCUGGAAAUAAAACCGGAGCAUAUACUUCCUCGACCAGAAACCCCCGUCCGCAAAUUCACAGAGACUGCGCUUGGACGCCGCGCAUGGCCUACACCCGACAAUUCAGACGACGACUGGGAGAAGAUCGAAAAGCCCAGCCCGCGACUGUCUCCAGAUCGCGGCAUGCGACCGGGGAUCCUCAAAACUCCAGAACACGAUAAGCCGGUGCUGCGACCGAGCGGCUCAGCCAGCGCGAAGAGCAGCUCACAUUCGCUGAGACGGGUCGUGCACAGCGCCAGUGGAGAUCUGCGAGCAGCAGCACUUGCAGCGACUGCAGCGACUGCAGCGACGGCGACUGCGAUCGCGAUUGCAGGCGAAGCGCCCGAGGGGGAGCGCCAAUCACGGCCGAGGACGCCCCAGCCACAGGCUCCAGCCGCGUCUCGUUCCCCCACCGACCUGAACGUCGAGCGCAUCGCCUCCUCCUCUUCCUACGACCCCGUCACCGACAAGGGCAAACAGCCCGUUCGCAGCAUGACGGAUGUCUAUGAGGGCUGGGGCGAGACACCGAGUUCCCCCCGGUCGCCUAGUCGACCGCCCAGCAUCCGCCACCGCCGGAGUAUGCAACACCUCCAAGAGCUCGAAUUCCGCCUCGACCACUUGAUCGCAGAAAACCGUGAACUCGCUGCCGCCCGCGAUGCCGCCGAGAGUAAACUACGCAGCGCGAGCCUCGCUCGUCGCAAGAGCGACCAGGCGCUCAACACCCGUGACGCCGACCUGCGCGAUCGCGAAGCCGACCUAGAUCAACUGAAACAAUCCGUCGAAUGGUUCCAGAAGGAGGUUGCGCGACUCAAUGAAGAGAACACGGGGCUGACGACUGCCAGCGCUGCCCUCAUCGCCACCCACACACGCGAACUGCAAUCCGUACGACAAAGCUCGACUCUCGAGCUCGAGCAAUUGCGGUCGCAAAACGAGCGUCUAUCGGGCGACCUCCAUGAACGCAUCAAACAAGAGAUUGAAACGGCGCUGGCACAGAAGAACGCUGAACUUCGUCGUCUGCGCGAAGAGUUAGAGAGCGCCCGUGACAAAGUCAAGGAACUGCAGCAACAAAUCUCGGCCUCGAUGAACGACAAUGUUAUCGCCUUCCGCGGUGAAGACUACUUCGAGGCCGCAUGUCAGAAGCUCUGCGGCCAUGUGCAGCAGUGGGUCUUGCGCUUCUCCAAACAUUCCGAUCACCGUCGCUGCCGCCGGCUCAUCGACGUGCAAGACGAAAAGAUCGCCGACCGCUUCGACAAUGCCAUCCUCGACGGCUCCGACACAGACGCCUACCUCGGCGACCGGGUCCGGCGUCGCGAUAUUUUCAUGUCCGUCGUCAUGACUAUGGUGUGGGAGUUCAUCUUCACGCGCUACCUCUUCGGCAUGGACCGCGAGCAGCGACAAAAACUCAAGUCGCUCGAGAAACAACUUAUCGAAGUCGGCCCGCGCAACGCAAUCCACCGCUGGCGCGCCACAACACUCAGCCUCCUCGCGCGCCGACCGGCCUUCGCGAAACAGCGCGAAAAUGACACCGAGGCCGUCGCCCUCGAAAUCUUCGACACGCUCUCCCGCCUCCUCCCACCCCCAAGCCAGGUCGAGUCGCAACUCCUCGACUCCCUCCGCAAAGUGCUCCGCGUAGCCGUCAAUCUCUCCAUUGAGAUGCGCACGCAGCUAGCAGAAUUCAUCAUGCUGCCUCCCCUGCAGCCAGAAUACGACACCAACGGCGAUCUCGCGCGCCAGGUGUUCUUCAACGCCUCGCUCAUGAACGAGCGCAGCGGCGAAACAACCUCCAACGACGAACUGCAGGCGCAGAAUGCUGUCGUCCGCGUCGUCCUCUUCCCGCUCGUCGUGAAGAAGGGCAAUGAUGUCGGUGAAGGCGACGAAGAGGUCGUCGUCUGCCCUGCCCAGGUCCUCGUUGCGAGACCUGGUAAGGAGCGCCGGCUCAACAAGAUGACCAGCGGGGACCGCAUGUCUGUUGAGGCGAGUCGGUCGGUGCAUAGUAUUGCGCCGUCGACCAUGGACAUGAGUAUGAAUAUGAGCAUGAGCAAUGUGAUCUAGGCGUCACACUAGAUCUUGUUUCUCUGCUUCGUUCUGCUCUGGUCCCCUCUGUUCCGCCAGAAAAAAAGAUAAUUUGUUUAUGGCGUUGGUGCUUGUUGAUGUGACGAAUAUAAUGGGUUUCCUUUUCUUGCUUUUUUAAUGCGCUUUUUCCUUUUUCUAUUUCGUUCUUACGAUUUACGAUUGUCUAGAUGACGACGUUACGGCUGUACCUGUGUACAUAAUAUGAAUUACUAUUUUACUAUAAACCAUCCCCCUUAUUACGGUGUACAAGUAUUCAAGAGUAAAUAAAUCAUCUUUUCGAUUCGAUUCUGCCCGACUUCUCUUCUACUCUCACGCAAUCGCCCUAAAUCCACCUGUAUGACUUCGCCAAGAACCCCACGGCUCGACAUACAAAGUAUGCAUGUACACAAGAUCAAGCCUGCAGCUCUGUAUACACAUGCUCAAGCUCACGAUUCCUCACAGGUUCAAAAGGCUCGCCUCCCACGAAGACCGCACUAACCCUCCUAGCGCCGAUUUGAUUCCCAAGGCCCGGCAGCGACAGCGACAGAGACAGCGGCCCCGGCCCUGGCCCCGGCCCUGGCGCUAAAGGCGAAGGCGAAGGCGAGGAACCGGACGAAGGCCAAUGCCACCGCCAACACCAGUUCCAAAUCACACCCCAAGUCCGCAUCAUAUACGCGCGGAAAUGCCAGAGCACCCAGACAAGAACGGUGCCGAGCGUGAGAGAUACCGUCACGGCCCAGUAGAGCCAGAAAUCAGACGAAACGGUCCAGUCACCCUUAAGCGAAUCACUGGAGCCGCCUUGGAAGCUGAAGAAGUUUGUGCCAAAUAUACCCUGCGAAUAAGUGUUAGUGCUGGCAAGCAAUGCCUUUCGCUUUUGUGGCAGGUUGACGUACGGAAACAAAUGUCCCUGGCAGAUACACCAACCCGACUAUACCCAGCGCCUUCAUCAUCCCGCUAUCGGAGCGGGCAUCUCGACCUAAUGCUUGGGAGACCAGAUUAUACGCCUGGAUAUAACGUCAGCUGCACAUCCAUAGGGAACACAUGCACACUAUCGCUGGAACAAAGGGCAG
Molecule: messenger RNA, 20104 nt
Organism: Aspergillus calidoustus
Lineage: Eukaryota; Fungi; Ascomycota; Eurotiomycetes; Eurotiales; Aspergillaceae
Source: the annotation of a GenBank genome assembly